AUGUACAAUCUACUAGGGUACCUCGCUGCGCUGGGCUGCGCGCAGUCCGCCCUCGCAGCCCCCCUCGCCAGCUCUUCAAACUCCUCCUACAUCGACUGGCGCACCUUCAAAGGCAACGGCGUCAACCUCGGCGGCUGGCUCGUGCAAGAGUCCACAAUAGACAGUUACUUCUGGGACAAAUACUCCGGCGGCGCCUCCGACGAAUGGGGCCUCUGCGAACACCUCGGCGCCCAAUGCGGUCCCGUCCUCGAGCACCGCUACGCGACCUGGAUCACCAAGGCCGACAUCGACAAGCUCGCGUCCGCCGGCAUCACAGUGCUGCGCAUUCCCACAACCUACGCCGCAUGGAUCGACCUCCCCAGCUCGCAACUCUACUCCGGUAACCAAACGGCCUACCUCCGAGAAAUCGCCGACUACGCCAUCAACACCUACAACAUGCACAUCGUGAUCGACACACACUCCCUCCCCGGCGGCGUGAACGGCCUGACCAUCGGCGAAGCCACCGGUCACUGGUACUGGUUCUACAACGAGACCAACUUCAACUACUCGUUGCAAGUAAUCGACCAAGUGAUCAACUUCAUCCAAACCUCGGGAUCCCCACAAUCCUACACCCUCGAACCCAUCAGCGAACCCGCGGACAACAACACCAACAUGGUCGUCUUCGGCACGCCCCUCGCCCUGACGGACCACGGCGCCGCCUGGGUGCUCAAGUACAUCCGGGCCGUCAUCCAAAAAGUCGCCUCGGUGAACCCCAACAUCCCCGUCAUGUUCCAGGGCAGCUUCAAGUACCCACAAUACUGGGAGGGAGAUUUCCCCGCGAGCACGAACCUCGUCUUCGACACACACCACUAUUACUACGAGCAUAUGGAGUCGUCGUCGGCGAAUCUGCCCGAGUAUAUUCUUGCGGAUGCGCGGGAGAAGUCCGGCACGGGCAAAUUCCCUGUGUUUGUGGGCGAGUGGGCCAUCCAGUCGACGUAUAAUAAUACGCUGGCGUUGAGGAAGAGGAAUGUGUUGGCGGGGUUGGAUAUUUGGCAGAAUUAUUCCCAGGGGAGUGCGUAUUGGACGGCCAAGUUUACGGGGAAUACGAGUGUAGAUGGGCAGGGGGAGCAGAAGGAUUAUUGGUGUUAUGAGACGUUUAUUGACGAGGGGUAUUUUAGUUGA
Messenger RNA from Aspergillus piperis CBS 112811, 1161 nucleotides. Its product is annotated as glucan 1,3-beta-glucosidase precursor. Gene Ontology annotation, biological process: glucan catabolic process. The record is from RefSeq and is a predicted model, not a curated record. The transcript has a single exon. Gene Ontology annotation, molecular function: glucan exo-1,3-beta-glucosidase activity. Bases 1 to 1161 code for a protein of 386 amino acids. Gene Ontology annotation, cellular component: extracellular region; cell surface. Lineage: Eukaryota; Fungi; Ascomycota; Eurotiomycetes; Eurotiales; Aspergillaceae.